AUGUCGACCGUGAUCGAAAGCGAGGCUGCCUUUAAUCAGAGAUGUGCUGAAGCUUCGAAGGAUGCGACUCUGCAUACCAAGUUGGUGGCACAAGGCAUCCGGUGCUUCAAGACAUUGGCUUUCGCGAUAGGGUCGCCUCAGCAGCCGCCUACGGAGGCUCAGUUUGAUGAAUUCAGUGUGAAGGUGUACGGAGCUGCUCCUACCAUGGGGCAAACCGCAAUCUUGCGGCAUCUGCACUUCGAAGCCACGACUCUAGUGGUUCAGACUUACCGGGACAUGGUCACCCACGACCCGUCUGAUCCAUCGCAUACCAGGAAGGUUCCGGUCCCUGAAAAACGGGCCAGGCUGGAAUUCCAGAGGCGGCGACUUUCAGGAAUGGAAAUUUCUGGAGAGCUUGAGCCUUCGCAUCAGCUUCUUGACUUAGCAAAUCAGCAAUACGAGUCCGGAGUCCUUACUUGGAUCCCUGCGUCGAAAUGUGCCAAGAGGGAAGCUGAGGUCCUUGCAUUGGGCAAGGAUAGGAGCUCCUUGUUGCAGGUGGAGCAAAACGUCAUAAAGGUGGGGCCUGGUGACCAGGCUAUCGCUUGUGAUGUUUCGGAUCCUCUGCGUUUUCAGUGGGCCAUGAUGCGAAGAGGCAUAGCUUUUGACAACUGUCACCUUCUAUCUUGGGAUGUGCAUCAGAGGUGGGUUCAGAAGAUGCUGGAUUGCCUUUCAGCAACCCCGCCACCGAGUUAUAGCCCAGUCAGUUUGAAUCAAUGCAUGCGUGCGGAUAAGGAGCUUUUUCUGCUCUUGGCCAGGGAGGCUGCGCCUCCUUUCAAGGUGGACUCGCUCGGGGUUUCGCCGCUUGAUGCAAAGUUUUCAGCAAUGAUGUAUGAUGUCCGUCUUCAGCAGUUCCUGUUGCCGCUUCCGAAGCAGACAGCCCCUGUCUUGGCAGUGCCUGUGGAUGAUGGGGCGGAGAGUUCCUCCCAGCCCGUCCCGAAAGGGAAGGCCAAGGCAAAAGCAAAGGCGAAGGCGAAGGACUGCACUGUUGGUGCAGCAGCCGCUGGAGAGCAGACUAAGCCGUUGGUGUACCGUGCUCUUGAGCAGGUGCGGGGCGAGGGCUCUUGCCUCGAUGAAGUCGCAGGUUUGCACCGCGACGAGAACAAUCGUGAUGGCCCUACAUUGUUGGUGCCUUUGACGGACUUUGAGAACGGUGAACUUUGGUUUCAGAAGGUUGGAGGUGAUGUCGCUUCGUUGAAUGACCCUUCUUUGGAGGGCCGUGGAAAGGUCGCAGAGUUGUCAUGCUUGCUUAUUCGGUGCGUCAGUGCGAGGAGCUCCGGCCUGAAUUACGAGCUGCCGUCGCAGCGUGAUGCCGGCAGUGUCCGGCAGUCGGCGGCGGGAAUGUACUUCGUCGAGUUGUGUGCUGGGACAGCCGUUCUUAGUAAGGCAGCUGCAAAGUUAGGCUUCAGGCCUUUUGCAGUUGAUUCCUCUAGAAAGAGGGCUGGUGAACAAGCUGUCAUCAUGGAUUUGAGUGAUCCAGCUCAGGCUGAAGCAGUUGUCGAUUUCUUGCGAGUUGAGUAUCAUCACGUCAUCUGUGUUUUCAUCUCACCUCCGGUGGGCACCGCAUCUUUCAUGCGUGAACGCCGUAAGCCGGGUUCUGUUGAACUUGAUUUGAAGAUGCCAAAUGCUUUGAGGUCGGCGUUGCAUCCGGAUGGCUUGCCGACUUUGCGUGGUCGUGAUAAACUCCAGGUUGAGCGUGCAAAUCAACUGUUUGAUCAGCUUGCAAACAUUGCAUGUGAGGCUUGUGAUCUUGGCAUUCUGACAGUCUUGGAGAGUCCUUCUAACAGCCGUUAUUGGGACACUUCUUUCUGUGCUCAGGUGACCAAUCAUGUGCAGGGUCACUUUGUGAAAUUUCAUGCCUGUGUGCAUGGGGGUCACAGGCCCAAGUUGAUGCAGCUUUGGUCGUCACAGGACGUUUUUGGCAUGCUUGCGGGUCGCUGUGACGGGUCGCACGAGCACAAACCGUGGCGACCUUUCAUUUCGAAAAGGAAGCGGGUGAGCUUCAUCACAGCAGAUGAACCCGAAUUUCCCCCGCUCCUCGUCGAUCGUAUCCUUGGUUGCAUCGUUCAUGCGCAUCCCAGCUUGUCCUUCGGGCCACGUGUGCUUGCGCAGGCAAUACAGGAUCCUUCUGCGAAUGUCGCCAGGAUCAAUCUGGGCACUCAACCCAGGGGAAACUCCUUGCCUUCGCUUGUGUGGGAGUUUGACACUACGUUGGAUUUCGUUGUGCCAGUGCAAUGUGACAAGCCGUUGGAAGCUGUGCUUUCUUCCCUUCCAAAGGGCUCCAGAAUCUUCUCGAGACGUGUGUGUGAGUGGGGUUCGCUGAAGAGUCUCCUCGAAGGAGUUGGCAAGCCAAAAACAAACAUCGUGGGCUUGGACCCUUUGCAUCCGCCUGCUUGUGCAGAGCUUGUGCAAGUCGGUGUACCGUGCUCUGAAGAGGUCUUUGUUGCGAGAGCUAUUGCGGCAGGCCACCCACGGUCCUUGGCAGUCCAUGUUGAGCCUUUCGUCACCGUUAGUGCACGUGCUAACUUUGAGGCUCCUCCGGCAGAACUUGCGUCCUUCAGGAUUGAUGCAAUGAAGUUUUGGAUUGGUCGUGCAGGGGCCCUCAAGGAAAAGGAGCAGGAACUUCACCAAAAUCUCCCUGAUCACCUGCGGCCCAUACUUAAAGGAAAGAAGCUAUUGCUUCUCCAAGAGAUGAUGAGAGCCGCAGGGUGUGAGGAUGUCGACCUUGUUUCUGAUAUAUGCCAAGGUUUCAAGUUGUCGGGCUGGCUUCCCGCGUCGGGUGAGUUUGUGCCGAGGUCCAGACGGCCCAAAUUCAGUGUCGAGACGUUGGGAGUUUUGUCGAAGGGCUUGAACAAAGCGACCUUGCAAAAGCUGUCCAGGAGGCAGGAUUCCGAAAUUGAAGAAUCCACCUGGGUUGAAACCCAAAAGGAGAUUGACGCAGGUUGGGUGUGGCUUGAGGAAGGGCCGGUUCCUGAGAUGGUCUCGAUUGCUAUGCGCUUCGGAAUCAUGCAGAACAAAUUGAGGGUCAUUGAUGACCUUUCUUGUUGCGGCCUAAACGCGACAGUGGGCUUGCUGGAAAAGUUUUGCUUGCAUACGAUAGAUAAGCUUGCGGCCAUGAUGGCUCAUGCCUUUGAUGUCGUGUCCGGUGUUAUGCCUGAGUGCUGCGGCAGAACUUUCGACCUUACAGCAGCGUACAAGCAAUUCGGUGUGUGUGCUGCUGACCGUGAAAGGCUACGCAUUGCUGUCAACAGGCCAGGCCACCACAAGCCGAGCUUCUUGGGCGUAAACGCCCUCCCCUUUGGAGGGGUGGGGUCGGUCGCUGCUUUCCUAAGGAUAAGUAUCGCCUUGUGGAAGAUUGGAAUAGUCCUUUUCAGGCUAUUCUGGUCUGCCUUUUUCGAUGACUACAGCAUAGUUUCUGCGAAGAGCCUGGAAUCGAAUGCCCAGUGGACUGUGGAAACUUUGUUUGACCUGCUUGGUUUCCGCUUCGCAAAGGACGGCUCCAAAGCCGAACCCUUUGGAGUUACCUUCAACAUGCUCGGCCUCUCUGUUGAUCUGUCUUGUGUGAAGCAGCGGAUCCUUCGUGUGGGUCAUACUCAGAAGCGAAAGGAGGAGCUCACCGAGUACAUCCAAACCAUCCUUCAGGAAGGAAAGAUCGACUCGAAGGCGGCCGAACGCCUUAGGGGUCGUAUGGUUUUCUUCGAGGGUUUCACCUUUGGAAGGGUUUCUAACCGGGCUCAGCGAGUUGUUGCAAAGUGCGUGGAAAAGUCUGCCCCUCAGAAUCUUACUGAAGAUUUGUUGUGGGCGUUGACGUGGCUUCGUGAAAGAAUAGCCCUGAGCCAACCUUUAGUUGUCGAGCGAAACCUCAUCACAACACUGAUCGUUUUCACUGACGGGGCUUGCAAUCCAGAGGAAGGCACGGGAGGUGUCGGAGGCGUCCUUGUGAAUGCCUCUGGUACUCCGUGCGAGUUCUUCGGUGAGGCAGUUCCAAGUGAUAUGAUGCAGCAGCUUUUGAGCAUCAGCGCAAAUCCCAUUUUCGAGCUUGAGUUGAUUCCAGCACUGAUCAGCCUUGUCAUUUGGGCAGAGCGCUUGAAAGGAGCUCAAGUGGUGUUUUAUCUUGACAAUGAUGGUGCUCGCCAUUCUCUGAUCCGAACCUUUGGCGGUGGCUCACUCGCCAAUGCUGUGAUUGAAUCUUUCCUUCAGCUUGAAACCACUUUGCAGCUGAAGACGUGGUUCGCUCGCGUACCGACUGCUUGCAACAUAGCAGACAAUCCCUCACGGCUGGAAUUUGAAGACGGCACGGAGUGUAGCAUCCCACGUGGAAAAAUAGAGUUGCGCGAGCAAGGGCCACCCAUCAAGUUGGAUGUGAAAUCUGUUGGAUCUGGGCAGUUCGCUUGCGGCCACUACGACUUGGACUUGGAGAACAGCUCCGAGAAUCGCAUUAUCUGGGUCGACCGAAAGAAUGCUCGAAAGACGUCUACAUGGGAGCGGGUAGAUCGUGACGCGCGUCGCGACAGCCGCAGUCCAAGCCGAAGCCGGAGCCGGAGCCGGAGCCGGCGCCGCUUGCCUCCCCGUGGCAUUCCUCGAGUAAAGGUUGUGCCCGCGGAACCUGAAGGGCCUUGGUCCGCCGGAUACGGCUUGCCAUCUCCUGCGGCUUACUGGGCACAGGCAGCCCCCGCAUGGCCGGAGCCGCGAUCGGCUGCAGCCAGUGGCACCACCCCUGGAGCUUGGGUUCCACCAAGCAUGGAGGAAGUGGAGACUGCGAGCCAGACACUCGCACCUCUGCCUUCUGCUUUGCCGCUGGAAGCAGGUCCUCCGCCGGAGGCCGAAGGCGCCGGCAUCGUCAAGCCCAUUGCGCGGGCCGUGCCUGUGAAAGUCGUUAAGCCGCCGCCUUUGGUGGACGAAAUGGAGGAGUUUGACAAGUUGCUGCUUCAAGCUGAGGCAGGCAAAUGGAAUGCAGGCGAGGAUCAGAUGGUCCCUUUGGAUGUGGAGGGUCGCCUCUUUCAGCUUUGCCAGGUCCUGGCCAGCUGA
This is a messenger RNA of Symbiodinium sp. CCMP2592, 5064 nucleotides long. The record is from the annotation of a GenBank genome assembly. Lineage: Eukaryota; Dinophyceae; Suessiales; Symbiodiniaceae.